AUGGGUUCUUCGCGUACUUUGGCGGGCUCCAUUUUGAACACGACAAUAGUCUUUUGGGGCCUGGGCGCUCGCUGCGCAGACACUGCGGCUGGACGGGCAAAGAGUCGAAACCCGACGAAAAACGGAACUGCCUCCACAUCUCUUCCCACAGCACUUUCCAGCUACAUCUUGCCAUUUUGCGAAUUUGGCAACGGUCUCUUCGACGAUGGAGUAAUUCUCGAAGAACAUGUCGUCCAGCCGAGUCUGAUCGGCUGUGUUGACGGCGUGGCCUACUCGAUAAGCCAGAAAUACAUGCCCUUGCCGUCGGUGUCGGAGCUGGCCGCGUGCUCUUCCAAGGGAUUGGCCGCACUCUCUCAGGUCAUCGACGUCCCGCUAUCAACCUCGAUUCGUGGUAUCCGUACUCCAUAG
Molecule: messenger RNA, 408 nt
Organism: Colletotrichum paranaense
Lineage: Eukaryota; Fungi; Ascomycota; Sordariomycetes; Glomerellales; Glomerellaceae
Exons: 2
Coding region: 1-408 (135 amino acids)
Source: RefSeq, a predicted model, not a curated record